Messenger RNA from Abrus precatorius (Indian licorice), 813 nucleotides. RefSeq names its product protein DETOXIFICATION 35-like. Gene Ontology annotation, biological process: transmembrane transport. The record is from RefSeq and is a predicted model, not a curated record. The transcript has 5 exons. Gene Ontology annotation, molecular function: xenobiotic transmembrane transporter activity; antiporter activity. Lineage: Eukaryota; Viridiplantae; Streptophyta; Magnoliopsida; Fabales; Fabaceae. Gene Ontology annotation, cellular component: membrane. Bases 1 to 813 code for a protein of 270 amino acids.
AUGGAAGCACCACUAGUGAUAAAAAGCUUUACUUCAGAACCUGACUACUUACCAGUGAAAAGCUUGAAGGAUGUUAAGUUUGUUUUGUGCACAGAGACAGUGAAAAUAUGGAAGAUAGCACUUCCAAUGGCACUGUCUGCUUUGUUUCAGUUCCUCACAAAGUCCUCAAGUUCUAUAUAUGCUGGUCAUCUCGGAGACAUUGAACUCUCUUCUAUUUCUAUUUACCAAAGUGUCAUCAGUUCCAUCUAUUUUUACUUGAUGUUUGGUAUGUCAUCUGCGCUGGCAACACUUUGUGGCCAAGCUUUUGGUGCUGGGCAAAUUCAAUCUACUUGUGUCUAUGUUCAAAGGUCAUGGAUUAUACUUGUUGCCACUUGUAUAUUUCUUCAGGCCCAAAGCAAGGUUAAAGUUAUUUUGUGCAUAUCAUUUAUGAAUUUGCUUAUACAAAAUGGGCUAUUAUACAUCUUCAUCUAUGGAUUUGGUUGGGGUACAACUGGCUUAGCCAUGGCCAAUAACAUCACAGGAUGGGGGUAUGCUGUGGCUUUGGUUGUUUAUGCCAUUGGUUGGUGCAAUGAAGGGUGGAGUGGGUUUUCUAUGAUGGCAUUUAAGGAAUUAUGGGACUUUGCUAAGUUAUGCCUUACAUCAUCUGUUAUGACUUGCUUAGACCAAUGGUACGUCACAUGCAUUAUGCUCCUCAUUGGUCAACUUGACAAUCCUGUGAUUGUUGUUGGUUCCUAUUCUAGUUGCCUCCAUGUUCUGGGGCUGGCACUUGAUGCUGCUCCUUGGAAUAGGUGCAGCCAUGAGGAUGAUUUGUAA